GUCGUCUUUGAGGAGGAGUUCAGCAGCUCUCCACAUUCUCCAGCCCAGCUGCGCCGCACGCCUCCCUUCACCGUGUAGCCCGAUUCAACGAGAAGACCUUCCAUUAUUUGAUUCAGCUCUUUUCUUCCAUUUAUCUGUUGCUUCGUCUCAGCUACCUUGAUAUCUAUUUAUCAUUUUUUGGCAGUAGGGUUAGUAUCCUAAAUCUAUUAGUUGUUUUGAGAAAUUUUAGUUGUUUAUGGUGUUCAUUUCCAUUGACUAAUCUUGACUGCAACAGCUUCCUCACUAUUGGAUUUCAUGUGCUUCGUUUGUUUUUGAUUAAAUACCAUCUUUCUUACACAAAUUCAAAUUGAUGUCUCCACAGCCUGGUUAUAAUUUUGGCCUUUAGAUGCUGAUCAUGUGUCUAGAUAAGUCAAGUUGUUGGUAUGUAAUUGGCUAACAGUCUAUUGCCUAGAUGGGAAUUCAAUACGGCUGCGCACUUGUUCUAAGUGAACCUAAGAGUGACAAGGGAUGCAUCUGCUGAGAAAGAAUUAUGAUACAACUGUUUUAGCCAAGCAGUUAUGGUUAUGGUCUUACUUAGUACCACUGUACUUGGCUUACUGUCAUAAAACUUAUGCUUCAACGAAAUCGAUUAUUAUUUAAUCUCUUAGAUUGCUGAUUUCCACUUGACUUGGAUUACUAUCAGAGAAGUUCUUCUCCUAUGUAUUUGACUAUAAUUUGAUCUUAUAUCAGAUUUGUUAGGUAAUGCUCGAAGAACUGCUUUUGCUUUUUCUUGUAAAAUAAUUUCAUGGGGAAGUAUUUUGCAAUACUAGAACUGUUAUGAUAACCCUAAUAUAGAUCUGAUUGGUAGUUUUGUUCUUCUCUUAUCUGUUAGUUCAUGAAUGUAAUUCUUUAUUAUUUAUUUCGGCAGGGUGUUUAUGGGUAUACAAUGGAAAUUCAAGCACUUUUUUUGUUGGCUUCAAGAUGUGCUAUGCUUCUAUGCAAUAUUUUCUCAAUAACAUAGUUUAUUCAGCUGAGUUGAACAUCUUUGGGUAUUUCCCCUUACCCACUGUAUAUCAAUAUGGUCCUCUUGCUGAGUGUAUAUCGGUAUAGGCACCAUGUUCUCAAUGCACAUGGCUGUGGUAAAAAUGGACUAUGCACAUGCCCUCAAUGCCAAGGAACAGAAAAUGUUUCAUUUAAAUUGUAGUUCUUGGUAUAGAAGAUGUUGUCAUCUUCUGCUAUUUCAAUGCUUAUUCAUGCAAUUAGGUCAGUUUGUUUUCCUCACUUCAAAUUGAGCAAGCGAGGACUAUCCAAGAUUGGGUUAUUUAGCAUGUUUUCAAAUUUAGUUUGCUUUGAUAUAUUUGAUAUUCAAAUUUGUGUCGUUUGAUGAAAUUUAUUUUUAUCUGUUUUAUAUUGUUGUAGUUUGUAUGUAUUUAAUCUUUCUAUAAUUUGCUUUUAUAUCAAUAAUGACUAAUGACAGAUUAAGAUGUGUUGCAAAUAUUGUGUUUUUAAUAUGAAAUUCAAGCUCGAGCUCAAACUCAAGCUUUUUGAUCUCUUAGAUCGAGCUCCAGCUCUUUGAUUGAGCUUGAAAUUGAGCUCAAGCUUUAUCUUUUAAACGAGUGCAUUUACCAUCUAAACGAGCUAAUCUGAAGCCCAAAAACAUGUUAACAAGCCGAGCUCGAAUUAGGCUUGUUAAUAUGUUAAAAGAGCUCAUUAUAAGCUGAGUUCUAGUUCAAUAAAAUUUUCACGAAUCGAGCUCGAGCUUCCAAAUGCUUUUGCUAAUCAAGCCUAAGCUUUCCAAUUCGGCUCAGUUUGUUUCGAUUCGAUUACACCUUUUUACUUUUUUGGUGGCAGUUAGAACCGAGGAUGAGCAAAGGUGAUUUGAUUUCGAAAGGAAAUGGUUUUGAUCUGCUGGAUCAAUUCGAGCACAUAUUGGAUUCCGAUCCUCUGAUUGAUGAAGUAGGGUUUAUUCACCCUUCCCAAUUCGUGAUUCUAAAUAAAGAAGCGGAGAGUAGCAAACAACAAUCAAAAGAUGAGAUCUGGAGCUCCGACAAUUCCUUGGAUCAUGAGGAUUCCAAUUUUUGGAACAGAGAUCAUAAGUUGGGGAUUUCAGCGCACGUACUUCUUCCUUUGUAUAAGGCUGCCAAAGAUGCUUUUAUGGAUUCAAUUAGACAAUAUAAGAUAGUUGAGAAUUUGCCAGGCGCAUCUGAGGAUGAGAUGGAUUCACCUAGGUCUUCAGCUAUGGAAAGUGAGGUCAUGAAGCAUAGCAAGGCGCUCUUAUUGUUGAGCUGUGACUUUGGCACUGCAUGGAAUUCCAGGAAGUUAAUUUUGUCAAAGAAGCGACACAUGUCUUUGUUUAGUGACGAACUUCUCUUCUCAGGCCUUGUUCUUUCAUAUUCACCUAAAAGUGAACAAGCUUGGUGCCAUAGGCGGUGGGUGAUCAAGAUGAUUGCUGGGCAAUAUUCAGCUGUGCAAGAGAUUGUUGGGAAAGAAUCUGAUCUAGUGGAAAAGAUAGCCGAGAGAUCAAAAAUGAACUACAGAGCAUGGAAUCACCGCUGCUGGUUAGUUUUUUACAUGACAAGAGAACAGGUGCUACUUGAGUUGAACAAAUCCAGAAAAUGGGCUGGGUUACAUGUUGCUGACAAUUCUUGCUUCCAUUAUCGCGCACAACUGAUGCUCACGAUUUUAGACCUGUCCUGGCACAAACAAGAAGAUGAAACUUCUGAUCACGAUGUUGAGGUUUAUCAAAUAUGGAAGGAAGAGCUUCUCUGGAAUGAAGAUUUAAUCAAACGUUAUGUAGGAAGAGAGGCUCUGUGGCUGUAUCGCCGGUUCCUUUCCCUGUAUUGGACAAGGCAUUUCGCAACUAAUGUUGGUGAUGCAACCCAUCAAUCCAGGCACACUUCGUGUGUAGCUGAUGAUGUCAAUAUCUUUUUAGAUAAUGAGCUGCGUCUUGUAAAUUCUUGCUCAACUAUACCUGACAACAAGUUUGAGGAUUUUCAUGCACAAUCAAUACAUGCUGCUACUUACAUAUUAUGGUUGACAAAGCAACUUCCCAAAUCCCAGGAGAUUGAACUGAAAAAGAAGCUAAAUGCUGGAAGCUUGUUGACCAUGAUGAAUGAAGCUUGUCCUGAACGAUCCCCACUCUGGAGCAACUGCCUACAUGGAAGCAUCUAACUGGUGGCUGAACGAGAACAAAUAAUAACUUAGAUACCAGUGUCAAAGUUUUUCUGUUGUUGAAUUUUGCGUUAUUAAGUUAGAGGAUAGAUUGGGUGUCACAUUGAAAUUACUCCAUUCGGAAUUUGGAUGACACGGGCUCGUGUUCGAGCCGUGAACAUAGUUUCCCUGCAAACCAAGAACAAGGCUCCACAUAUCCUCUCUAAAGCUCACAAAUGUAGGAUGUUUCGUGUCCUAUGUCACUCGUGUUGUUGAGCUAGUAUUGCCUUAGUAAUUUCAGCGAAUAUAGGAAGCGUUAUAGAGCAUAUGAAUGUCUUUGUUGUUGAACCAGCAUCGCUGUGAAUUAGAGUAGGCAGCUAAAAGGCAUAAAGGAAAGAUCACGUGUUGAAGGCUUAUGAAUUCUGGUUUCUCGAUGUACUUGUAUUUAUCAAAAUAAUUAGAUUAACUGAAUAUAUAAUUUAACUUUUAACUUUUGUUCAAAAGGUUUAAUGGUAUUUUAAUUUUUUUAA
Manihot esculenta (cassava) is the source of this 3659-nucleotide messenger RNA. RefSeq names its product protein prenyltransferase alpha subunit repeat-containing protein 1. The record is from RefSeq and is a predicted model, not a curated record. The transcript has 10 exons. Gene Ontology annotation, molecular function: protein farnesyltransferase activity; CAAX-protein geranylgeranyltransferase activity. NCBI's taxonomy places the organism in Eukaryota, Viridiplantae, Streptophyta, Magnoliopsida, Malpighiales, Euphorbiaceae. Gene Ontology annotation, biological process: protein geranylgeranylation; protein farnesylation. Gene Ontology annotation, cellular component: cytoplasm; CAAX-protein geranylgeranyltransferase complex; protein farnesyltransferase complex. Bases 1843 to 3150 code for a protein of 435 amino acids.